AAAAACUCUACAGAAAUGUACAGAAAUUUAUUUAGUCUUUUUUUUCUACCAGUUAACAGAAUAAAACAGGUUCUGUUAUGCUGAUCUGUCAUAUGAAAAUACUCCAGUUUUUGACGUUGUAGUGUUCCAGGCCUUCCUACAGUGCAUACCUGAGGGUAUAGUUCAAACUAGGGACAAAAUAAUUGCAUUUAACUGAGUUUUCUUGACAAGUUUUGAUAGCUUAAGAAAUUAAUGUUUUCAAUUUUGGGCAUACCAAAUCCUGCACUUAGUUUUGCUUAUUGGAAACGUUUAUUUAUCUGAGGAUGAUGAGGAUUUGAUGCUGGUAGCUCCAUGCUACAAGCCACAAACGGAGCUCAGAUGGUUGUGUAGGAGCUGCUCAGUAACAGUCUGGAGGAUAAUCAGCAAAGGAAGUUCUCCUCCUUUAAGCAAGGACUGUCUAGAAUGAGUGCUGGGGUAGCAUUAAGUUGAGAUAAGCUAUUUUUAUCAGUGUACAAAGAAAUGCAGUACCUUCUGCAUAUAAACAACAGAUGUGAAAAGCACCAUUUUUCAGAAUAUAGAUUACUACAGAGAAUAUGUUUGUGCAGAGCACAAGCCACAGAAGUAUAUUUUGUUUGCUGUAGACUGUAGCAAACUUCCAUAGCUGGUUGAAAUGUAAUAUAAAACUCUUCAGACUAUUCUGCAAGCACUUGGGUAUUUUCCUCAUAGAAUAUUACAGAACAGUGAAAAGAUUUAUGAGAUUAUACUGUUUUUUGGAGCCUGAGAAAACUUAACAGUUUGAGUGAAAUUACACAGAUUCUGGCACUUGGAACUAGAGGAUAAAUAUUAAAAACAUCUUUCCAUUACAAGUCCUACUGAUUUCCAGUCUGGCCUCACAGUGACCAUCAGCUGUGCACGCACAGGAGGAUGUUCAAAGAGGGAUAAGUUUGUGACUCUGGAGGAGGCUUAAUGGGGUGAAAAUAUGAAUUCCACAUUUUCACUCUUCUCCAGGGGAGGGUGGGGAGCUCAGACACUAUGAGCUGUUUUGUCUGAUGUGGUUUAUUUGUUAGAUCUUCUAGCUAUACAUUACUCACUUUUCUUCGAGUCCUGUCUAUAUAGCAUCCUUGGCAGAACUACUGCAGGCCUAGUUCAUGAAUGCCAAUGACUCAUGUUGUAUUACUUACUGCUGUCUUUGUUAAGUACAGUUGCAAUUUAUCUGUACUGAGCAGAUAAAUCCUGCAUGCUAUUAUACAUUUUGCAGCAAAUAUUAGACUUUAUUUCUAUACAAUACCUGGUAUUUCAUGGGUUGUGCCAUCACACUCCUACCAAUCAGUCAAAUUUACAGUAUGUAAGUGCCUACAUAUGAAAGCAGCUUAGGAACCUAGAAGGGAUGUGAAAUGUCUACGGCCUCAUUUUGCAAAUUAGAGCAAUCUAUCGUGUAGGGUGAACCACAGUGCAGAGUAUGGAUAAUAAAUUAAUUCCACUAAUAAGCCAUAAUCUUGUAACAUCCUUAUGAAUACAGUCAACAACUUUGUUAUAAAGCAGCUAUGUGGACAAGAAUAUUAUUUAUUAUGCUUUAUUAUAAAGCAGCAGGGAGUGGACAAGAAAACUCCAGACUUGAUAUGUUGAGUUUGAUUCACAAAAUUCAUGAGAAAGAAGAAAAGAUUGUUUCCAGAAGGAAAGCCAGAAAACACAUCCCAGGGACUGCAUUGCUGUCUUUUCUUUCACUUUCCCAAUUCUUGCAGUAAGCAAAGCAUAUUGGCAAGAAAUAGGAAGAAGCUCUGGCAGUGAAGCAAGGGUUGCCAGUCAGCGAGGACUCUCCAGAUGUGGUGUAGAAUUAGAAGAGUGCAGUAUUAGACACCAGGUACAUUGGAUUUUCAAGACAAGUACUUACAGCUGCAUUGUGAGCCACACACAGGGAUGACAUAAUCAAAGGGAUGAAAGGUAAUUUCCUACAACACGAAACUUUCACAUUUGCAAAGGAUUGCUGAGAGCGUUGCUUUAUCGUCCUGUUUCAAUGGUGCAUGUAUUUCAUAUGCAAAGUACCUGAAUUCCUGGUCUAUUUAUUAAGGUGCUAGAUAGAUUUAUCACUGAGCAUAUAACCCAUUGACCUUUAUCUAUUCCACUUGAUAAUUAAUAGAAGGUGAUCUUCCUAUUAUUUCAUGUGGUGUGAGGUGCUACCGUUUUCAGCUAUGAAGUAGCAGGACUUGGAUUUUCAUCCAGCUUUCACUUUACCAUUACUCUCUAUCAAGAGAUCGAACAGUAAAAGAGGAACACUUGAAAACAACUGUACUGAGUUUUCCAUUUCUACUGUAUAUGAAUCAUUUGGAAAGUUCCCAGUAACUGCAUGCAACGGAGAUUUUGUUUUGAAUAAUGCUGACAUACUGUGCGCCGCAUGGCACUAAUCAAAGGACAUUUUGGGGACACAUGAGUACCUGACAGAUAACCUUUGAAAUGGAGGCACAGAAGCAUCCUGCUCUGACAGCUGCACUGGCAGACCAGCCACUUCCAACCUCUUCUGUUCAGGCUGCACAGGGUCCUUCAGCUCUCAGCCAAAGCAGUGCGGUUCCUCCACAGGAACAAGCACUGCCUCAACCCGUGUAUCUAAAAGCCCUCACCAUUCCCCUGUACCAGCCUGUCCAGCCAGGAUGCUUUCAGCCAAGCAGUCAGCUAGUGGCUGGCAGGAGCUGUGCAAACCUGGAUGGCAGUAACAUACCUCUGAUCCUGAACCCACUUGUUCCUUCCGAAGGCACGGAUCAGCCCCAGUCAGUGUUUCAGAAACAACUUGGGCAAACUCUAACAUUGAACAUAGUGAGCACUUUACCAGUUUUAUCAUCACCAAAUUCUUCGGUCAGCGCACCUAUCGGAAGCCCAGGAAAAUCAAAAAAUGCUGGGAAAUACAUCUGUAAACACUGUGGUCGAGACUGUUUGAAGCCAAGUGUCCUUGAGAAACAUAUCCGCUCUCACACAGGAGAGAGACCCUUCCCAUGCACCACUUGUGGUAUUGCAUUUAAAACUCAAAGUAAUUUGUACAAACACAGAAGAACUCAAACACACGUCAACAACACCAAACUACCCUCAGACUCUGACAACAGUGGUACAGCGGAGCAAAAUGAGAAAGCAACAGAGAGCAUCACGUCACAGCAAGGCACCAAAGGACACGGUAGCAGCUAUGAAGACCGGGGGAUGCAGAUGAAACAGGUGACUUUGGAGACCAGUGCUGUAACAGACAGUAAGAAACUUAAUGAUCUUUCAGUGCCAGCAACAAGCAAUUCGUCGGUAGUUUCAGAAAAUCAAGAAAGAACUCAUCAGUCUUUUAGUUCAAAGGCUGAUCAGGAAGUCUCUGAAAAAGAACCUCCAAGUUUAUCAUUUCCAGUAGCCUUGCCAAACGGUCAGUGCCAGAUAAAGAAGAUGCAGGAGCAAAGAACUCCAGCUGCCAACAAACACAUUCAGUUGCAAAGGCAGCAAGCAACCUCUUCAGAAAAACAGUGGGAUUACAAGCCAUUUGACUGCAAGCUAAAGAAGUGUGAGAGCACCGACUCAGGGUAUCUGUCACGCUCUGAUAGCACAGAACAACAGCUGGCAUCCUCCAGCCCGUUGCACAGCCUCUGUGAGCACAGCACUGAACUGGAAAACGAAACUGCCUUCAGCAGCUCAAGGUGCGCGGCCGGAAGCAGUGCAAAGGCAGAGCCAGCUGAGAAAGCGGCAGCCUCGAUGCUAGAGAAAAAGAGGCUGGAGGAACACAUUUCAAAACUUAUUUCUCACAACAAAAUUGUGGUGGAUGACACUCAGUUAGACAAUGUUAGGCCCAGAAAAACUGUCCUUUCUAAACAGGGAAGCAUAGAUCUGCCAAUGCCUUAUACAUACAAAGACUCUUUCCAUUUUGACAUCAGGACUUCUGACACCAACAGGAAGAAGAACCUCUCCCUUUGUUCAGCAAAAUCUACCUUAGCACCCCUAGAGAAAUGCAAGCCCAUGUUUUUUCAUUCAGUCCCCACACAGUUCUCCACAACGAUAGAUGCUGUGCCUGUCACACGAAGCAACUCUCUGCCAUUUGUGGAAGGCACAAGAGCGGUGCAUGACAACGCAGGCUGCUCAAAACCGCCGGCUCUUACUAAGCAGUCUGUAAAUACAGGCGCUGCUGCUCUGCUGCCUAGCAACAAUCUCGUUGCAAAUUCGGUGGAUUUUCCCAGCAGCCAUCCUCGAGCUCUAGUCAGACAGACAGCAGUGGAUGAUUUGCCACUAAGUAACGUGGCUGAUCAGCCUCCCUUGGAGGAGCUGCAGAUGAGUACCAGGCUUGGGACUGGAGAAACAGUCAGCGCUAAAAACAAGAAACACAAUCAAAGGAAGCUAAAGAUGUUCUCGGAAGAAAAAUGGCAAAUGUAUGGAGAUGAAACCUUUAAGAAAAUCUACCAAAAAAUGAAAAGCAGUCAACAUGCCAGGAAAAUCAAAGAAAGGGGGAAUAAGACUACAGAUAUUACAGGCUCCACUCCUGAUUCAAAGGAAUCAGUCAGCAGUACUGACACUGCAGAAGAAAAAGAUGUCAGGAGCUCUGCAAGUGACAGCCUUUCCUCCCUUGUGACAACAGAAUCAAACUCUGUUAAAUCAGAAACUGGUGCUAAUGGUAACCACAUUCCACACAACGCGUCCUUAGAGGAAACCACAGGCAGUUUAACCUAUGUAAUGGAGACAUCACAUUCAGUAAAUGUGAGAGCACAUACUGCAGUGAGCAAAGCUUCCCGAGAUCCCCAUGGCAGCCACACAGACAAACACACGGGUGGCAACAACACGUUACCAGCUCCAAGCAGCCGAGAGUACAGGCUGCAAAAUACUCAGUGUCAACCCAACACCAACAGAAUGAAGGAUGACUGCUUGCCAGUACUGAGUAGCAAAUGGGAAGAAUCAAGUCCUGGGAAAGAAUCCAGUACAUUUGAAUCAGAUUAUAAAAGCACUUCAAACAAUUAUGGAAACCAUAACAGGAAUCAGGAAACUGUCCGGCAUGCCCUGAUGCCCCUGUGGGUCCACUGCAGCAACAGAGAAUCUUUAGGGAAAUCCCAGAAUUUACCAUCAGAAAGAAAAAAGCUGAAAGUUGAAGUGGAGAAGAAGGAAAACAUUAUUUCAAAGUGCUACCCUAGUCCCUGUAGUGAAAGCAGUGCAGUAAAUGAAGCAGAGGCUGCCUGUUGCACUGUCACUCCAUGUCUUUCCACAGCACCAGUGAAACUCUCCAGUAAAACUGAGGAGCAAAAAUCAAGCACAAGAAUUAAUGAAUCAGCUGGAGGCACUGAGAACGUGGAUUGUAUAAAAACAACCAGAAUCCCCACUGAAGUUGUUCAUUAUGGUGACAUUAACCCUCUUUCACAUUCAGCAGGGAUCUCAAAAGCUUCAUCUGUGGGAUUUUUGAGGCCUGCCCUCAGGGGAAGUGAUUGCGAUACUUUUGCUUUGCACAACACGACAGAUAAAGAUGUCAAAACAUGUCUUGUGAAAACAGGAGUACCACUUUUCAGUGACAACACUGCUAAUGCAUCUUCCAAAAUCCAUCAUCUGCAAUCUGGUCAGUUAACUCCAGACCCAUUGAAAAAUGCCUUUUCUCCAAAAUAUAUCCUUAAAUUGCCACAAGACCAGAGAAGCUCUGAUCUGUCAAUUCUGCUUCAGUCCGAGCAGAUCACACCUGGUACUUCUGAGACACAUUCCUUAACCAACCCACCCUGCUCUUCCAGCAGCAGAUCGCUCUGUUCUCAUUCCAAUGAUGUGCUUUGGUCCCCCUUAAAAUUUGAAGUGAGACAGAAAGGCAGCAAAGGAGAGCUACGAUGGAACUUGCAUGCAAACUGGAAAACUCCAGUAUUGUGCUCACCAGUCAGUUCAGAAACAACAAAUAUCUUAACAACAGUAGGUGGCACCUUUUAUAAGGAGGAAAUUAUGAGAGGGGCCUGGAAAAACAAACAGAACAAAAAUAAACUCAAUUAUCAAAAACAAACAGAAGGGAAGUGGAUGAGCAUAUCUACUUCAUCAGCACAGACCCCAAAGAAGAAGAUAUGCUUUACUUCUGUGUAUUCGAGUGGUUUUGUCAUAUCAGCUGACAUCAAAGAAGAAAAAGUUUUACAUCAGCUUUGCUCAGGAGGUGACUCUUUGAUGACAGCAUCAGGCCAAAGGGAAGCUUCUUGCAAGGAUGCAGAGUCAACAGUCAUGGGGUGGGACACAGGUGGAAGCCCAGGCAUUCUUAAGGACAUGUCACCAACAUCAGAGGAUAUGGAGCAGACUCAGAGAUCAAAAGAUAGCUCCACUUAUUUGUGCCAUUCCUUUGGCACGUUUUAUUGCCACGCUCUCACCACUCACUGCGAAGAAUUGCCAGCACUACGCAGCAAUAGCCUGACUUCCUACUCUGAAAGUUUUACAGUACUGAGCACCAAGAGCACCUUCCCAUCACUAAAUGCUGAAACUCAAUUAACCUGGUGCUGUUUAACAAAAAGCCUUCCUCUGCCUGCUGAGCAGAAGGGGAACGCAGACUCUGCCUAUUCCUCCAUGCACAUCCACAAGGAAUCCAGCAAUGAGUGCACACUGUCAAAAUGUGACAUUUCUAUUUUCAAAAUGAAAAACAUUAGCAAGACUGUGGCCUGUAGCUUAACGAACAAGAGUUUAAAAACACUGCCUUCAUCCUUCUCUCAAGGACAACAGAUGCAGGAGUUAUGCUCAGCAGCUCCUGGUGGUGCUUUCAAAAACAUAUCAGAGAAGAAGAAGAAACCAUCAGUUUGCAAAAAGGAAAAACCAGCAACAAAUAAACUCAAGAGGAGCCACAAACAGAAAAAAAUUAAAAUCCCCCCGAAAUGGUACGGAGGAAGGCACAUACAUGGAUAUACUCAGCUGAAAAUGAACCGACUGAACAAGAGACACUGUUUUCCAAAUAGAACAGUGGAUGUUUUGAAAAAGGGCUAUUCAUCACAUGGCUGUAAAUUUAACCAGUAUAAGAAGUGCCAUUCUCCUCAGUCAAAGGUACAAGAAAAUUACCUACACCAGCAAAAGGACUCAUCUUGCUCUGCCUCAGACAAGCUGCUUUCCAUAAGGAAGAAAGAAGGAAAAAAUAACUCAGGAAUAUUUUCCCAUAUUGAAAACCUUACCCACGUUAAGCAAAAUGACAAAGAGGAUAAACAAGACAUUUCUGGGACAAUCAGGGAACACACAAGAACAAAUUUCUCUUUUCAGAACAUUGCACCUCUGGAAGUACCUAUGACAGCUCAUUCCUUUCCGUCCUCAGUCAGUACGGCCAUGCAGGAAGUCAGCAGUGAUGUGGAACUUUGCUGUUUGGUGACACAGCCACUUGUGCUUCAACGGUCAGUUCCAGAGGAGUCACAGACAAACGUUCAGACAGACUCGAUGGCAUCUUCUUUUUGGUCCUGUCCUUUUGGUCUUACAAAUACAAUCAAAGGUGACCAAUCCAUCAGAACAAACUCAGAGACUACUUGUCCUCUUUCCUUCGGCCUUGAGGCAAGCCAGGAAAAUGUACCAAAUGUAGAGUUAGAGAUUGAAAGCUUUGGUACGUUAGAUUCAAUGGUUCAGGCCUCAGGAAGAGCAGAAGAUCAAACUGAAGAAAAUGCACGUUCAUCUUCCAAGGAAAACUCAACUCAAAAUUCCCAAGCUAGAUGUUUGCAUUCACUGGGAUCAAAAGCAGAAUCUCACCUUGAGUCAGUCUCUAUGGCUAAAUUAUCCCACACAGAAUGCACAGAGCAGGAGAACUCACAAAAAAUCCUUCACCUUCAUGGAGCUGCAGCCAAGAAUGGAGCCCACCAGCAGACAGAGACCUAUAGGAGACAGCACGAAACAGCUGCUUCUACAUUUAAAAAGCCCUCAGUAACACUCAGGUCCCCUGAAUUCAAUAAUUACUCAGCAACAGCUUCCAAGACAUACAAAAAGAGAGGUUUAGAGAUGAUGAGGAAGCAAAUCAGAGUUGAAUAUGACGACACGAGUAGCGAUGAUGAAGAUAGGCUUGUUAUAGAAAUAUAAAUAGGCUGCUAGUAACACGCUUGCAUGAUGGCCCAUUCCAUAGGGAAAUACCAGGUAUGUUUGUAUUUCUGAAGCACUUUAGGAUCAGAAAAGCCAUUCCUCUGUGCAACACACAGCAUUCCCUUCUCAAGAGAGUUCUUUAUUCCAAGGACUCAAAACUUUAAAAAUAAAACUUAUUUGAAGCAAAAAGGGGAAGCUUGCAUCAUAUACUUCAAUGCAAAUAUUAAGCUUGCAUUUAUGAGGGGUUUCUAGCAUUGUUAACCUUAUUACCAGUCUCAUCUAGUGCCCAGAAGUGCUAGCUGCCAGUGGUUGUAUUAUUAAAAGCCUGCAGUGUAUUUAUGUAAAUACACAUACCAACAAUAGCAGCAGCUAAGAUUUCCUGGAAGGAUAUGGAUGUACUCCUAUAUACUCUUCUUUUUGUAGUCACUGCUGGUUGUUCUGGGAGUGACAAAGUGGCAUUAAGGGGAAGAUACAUUCCCUAAGUGUAUGUGAUACUGAAAGAGUCUGCAAAAACGCUGAUCUUUCUCCAUGUUGCACAAAUGUCAAUGCUUCGUUGUGACAGAUGACACAAGCACGCUUUGGUUUGUGUUCUGUGCCUUUUAUGCCAAUAUCUACUCCAAUAUUCUUGAUUUCUAGUUGGAAAACAUGGAUGUUCGCUAUUAGUACCUCCUUGUGGUAAAACAUGACAGGCUCUUAGAUGUAACUGCAGUGAUGCUGUUUUAUGGACAGUGAAGAAACUAUAAAAAAAAGCUGUACCAUAAAUUGUGCUACCAACCCCAAAUUUAUUGGUUUCUUUGUGAAUAAAUAAUUAGAUCAAAUUUGACCAGGUGUAUUCACUUGAUUAAACCAAUCAGCAUCCCUCACUUCUACACUAUAGUCAAAUUAUUUACUUAAACAUUUACCAGUUUUAAUACUGUGAAUCACAUAUAGAGUUUUAUAGAUAAACCUUUGUGGAAUACUUGGAAUUGCUUUUACUUCAGUUAUGCACAAUUAAGCUUACACAGAUCCUACUUACAAAUACAUCUAGUAUACUAUAGGGAAAAAAACAAAUGCAUAUGUGAAAAGGAUGCCAAACACCCCAUGGCAUCAGCUAACAGAAACAAAACCAAGAGUUUGAGUCCCAUGAAAUUUCUGUAUUUUCAUAUGUCUUACAAAUGGGACAGUUCUUGAAAAUAUCCACACAGAAUUUAACAGUUAGACACCAUUUAUGUUCAUAAAUGUACACCGUUACAGAAAAUAAAAAUAGUGACAAAACAUUGCUACUUCUGAUGUUAAAAAGUUAGGAAAAAAUCUUAUCUUUCAGAACUGAGGAUGAGCCACAAAAGUCUUCUCCCCUUUAAAAAAUGUUACAACACAGAAUUAACACAGGAUUUUCAAUAGCAUUACAUAAAUAAUUGGUGACAAAACUGCAAGGAAAGGAAUCUAGGAAUAUUAGUUUAAGGAAUUAUGCAUUUUCAGUUUCCUCCUUUACUUCUCAUUUACUGAGUGCUGAGGUUAUAAAACCUCACAACUUGCAGCUCAGAAAUACAGUCUGUUCUCUUGCUAUACUUCAUUGUAAAUUUCUGUAAACCUCAGCUGUAUUUCCACAUGCCACACAACAAGAGGACAAGAUGACAUCAUAUCUUACCUAACUUGGUAAGUCUUGGGUUCAGAGCUCAGCAAGCAUGGGUGUAUAUCUGAAGAAUGAAUGGCAUUAGCAGUGGUAUGGCCCUGUAAAUGGUGUGUUUGUUGACUAGAGGAGCAGUGCAAAAUUACCAUUCAAUUUAGAGCGAUACAGCUGAAGGAGACUGAAACAGCUCUAGAUUGUUUUUAUAUUGUUAGAAUUUUGUCUUUAUACUGCUGAGUUGUUUUAUCUUAAUGAAAAUAAAACGUGAAGAUCAAAAUAUCACUAAUACUGUGCUAGUUACUAGGGGCAAUUUAUAGAACCAACUGCAGAGAUGGGAGCUCAAGAAUGUCACUAUUCUCAGUACAGACUAAGCACUAUGCUAUCCAUGCAAUUUCACAAGCACAUCUUUUCUAAACUACAAACAUGGACAUAACUAAUGAACUGCCAGUUCCUGUUUCUAAUUGUUAGUAGAAACUCAGAGUAGUUUAGUAGAGAGCC
Messenger RNA from Phasianus colchicus (ring-necked pheasant), 10075 nucleotides. The record is from RefSeq and is a predicted model, not a curated record. NCBI's taxonomy places the organism in Eukaryota, Metazoa, Chordata, Aves, Galliformes, Phasianidae.